AUGGCGGCGGCGGCGACUGCGGAGGCGGCGGAAGAUAUGGUGGCGGCGCUCGACGAGGAGACGCUGGCGCUGAUGGGGAUCAGCAGCGCCGCCACCGCGGCGCCGGUGGCUGUGGGCGCCGAGUGGGAGACGUUCAAGGAGAACGUGCGGCCGCUCAAGCGCGGGCGCGACGUGGCCAAACUCAACCAAGCGCUCAAGGCACACGCCGAUCCCGCCCAGCGCGCCGCUCUACUCGAAGCCCGCAAGAAGAUGAUUGAAGCAAUCGACGAGUACCAAGGCGAGGAUCCGCUCCAACCGUGGCUGGACUGCAUCAAAUGGGUCCAGGAGUCAUUCCCGACCGGCGGCGAGUGCUCGGGGUUGGUGGUGUUGUACGAGCAGUGCGUGCGGACCUUAUGGCACGACGAGCGCUACAAGGACGACCUCCGCUUCCUCAAAGUGUGGCUGGAAUACGCUGGGAAUUGUGCUGAUGCAGAGGUGAUAUACAGGUUCCUGGAGGCCAACCAGAUUGGGCAGGGCCAUGCCAUCUACUACAUGGCUUACGCAUCGUUGAUGGAGUCAAAGAACAAGUUGAGGAAAGCUAAUGAGAUCUUUGACCUUGGUAUAGCUAGAAAAGCGAAGCCCCUGGAGAAGUUGGAAGCUGUAUACAGGACAUUUCUUCGAAGAUCAACCAAAAAGAGGGAACAAGAGCCGGAUAAUACAGCAGAUGAUGAUCUGCCAAAACGCAGUUUCGGGACUAACUUGAAACGAGAUGAAAACAGAAAUCAGCAAGCAGGGAACUCCCAACUGGGGAGACCAAGGGCACUGCAGAGAAUCGAUGCUAACAGGCCGCUUUCAGUUUACAAAGAGGAGAGGCCAUUACCAAAUCAGGGCCUUGAUGGAGUGAGGAACAAAGAAAAUAACACAAGCUGGCGCACCCUCCCAACACAAGCAGAUCGGAACAAGGAAAAUAGCAUGAUGCCCACUAAAUGGACGUCUCACAAGAUUCCACGAAAGAUAGGAGCAAGAGGAGCAGUUCAGUCAACCCGAACCAGUUCUAUUGAGGUCUUCGUGGAGGAAGGCACUGCACAGGAACCUGCUCGGCCGGUGCCAAAGAGCCCAAAACCUUCUGUUCUGAAGCUCAGGCAAGCAACAAGCAAAAGCCUUAAGAAGGAAACUGAAUUGCUUAAGGAGAACCCGUUGCGCAACUUCCCCCUGAGCAGCCUUAGAUAA
This is a messenger RNA of Miscanthus lutarioriparius, 1209 nucleotides long. The record is from the annotation of a GenBank genome assembly. Lineage: Eukaryota; Viridiplantae; Streptophyta; Magnoliopsida; Poales; Poaceae.